This is a messenger RNA of Bemisia tabaci, 1590 nucleotides long. Its product is annotated as cyclopropane-fatty-acyl-phospholipid synthase. The record is from RefSeq and is a predicted model, not a curated record. Lineage: Eukaryota; Metazoa; Arthropoda; Insecta; Hemiptera; Aleyrodidae. Gene Ontology annotation, biological process: lipid biosynthetic process.
UUAGCUGCGGAAAUGUAUACUUUGUUCCAAUAGAAAUCCGCUCAGUGCAUCGAGUCUAUUGUUGGCUAGUGAUCGUUCUCAAGAGUUAGAGGGAAAAGCUUGAAAUGAAAAUGACUUUAUACGUAAAUCGUGUCAUACGUGUACCUACCUCUAUGGGAAACUUUGUAACUGCAUCGCACGGCAUGGAGGAUUUUACUGAUCAAAGAUAUUGCGUGCUUAUAUAAGACGGUAUUCCGAGCACACCAUCUCUAAAGAGACGCAGAGAUGCUCGAUUCCUCUUCUCUCUCAAUCUUUCAAGAUGUUCUUUCCAAGCAGGCUGACAUUCAACUCAACGGGGCGCGUCCGUGGGACCCCAAAAUACUCCACCCUGAUUGUUAUGAGCGAUGCAUUAGAGAUGGUUCCUUGGGAUUCGGCGAGAGUUACAUGGACGGCUGGUGGGAAUGCGAGCAACUCGAUGGCUUCUGUUAUAGAGUCUUAAAGGCUCGCUUGGAUGAAUUUCAACCACACAGCAUACACGACGUCAUCAAAAUGAUCUACGAUCGGUUUUUCAAUCCCCGAGCGAACACGGUAAUCAAACAUCUACCUAUCAGGAUGAACGACAUUAUCAACGUUUUGUCUGUUAAGUUGUUCAAUCUCCAAACAAAAUCCCUGGCGUGGAAAGUGAACGAAUUGCACUACAAUCUCGGGAACGAUCUCUUCGUUCGGAUGCUAGGUCCGCACAUGCAGUACUCGUGCGGCUAUUGGCGGAACGCGACGACUUUCGAGGAAUCGGAGGAGAAUAAAGUUCGCCUGAUCUGCGAGAAGCUUCACCUGGAGCCAGGGAUGCGCGUCCUGGACAUUGGUUGCGGUUUCGGGGGGUUGGCCGCGUACAUGGCUCGGAACUAUGACGUCAGCGUGACAGGGAUCACCCUCUCCAAGGAGCAGGCGAGGUUCGCCCGGGAGCACUGCAAGGGCCUCGACGUGACCAUCCUCCUGAGGGACUACCGGGAUCUGGAGGGACAGUUCGACCGUGUCGUCUCCGUCGAGAUGAUCGAGCACGUGGGCCCGAAGAACUACGCGAACUUUUUCGACGUGGUCGACCGCUGCCUCGGCCCUGACGGGAUCUUCGUCCUGCACGUGAUCUCGUCGAACAGAACCGUCGAGAAACAUGACGACUGGUUCGACAAGUAUCUCUUCCCCAACGGGUGCUUUCCGUCCCUCAAGCAGCUUGCCGAGGCCAGCGAGCCCUUCUUCGUCGUGGAGGAUCUGCACAACAUCGGCGCCGAUUUCGACAAGACCAUGAUGGCGUGGUGCGAGCGUUUCGUCGACGCUUGGCCGGAGAUCUCGCAAAGCUACGAUGAGCGUUUCAAGCGGAUGUUCAUAUACUAUCUCAAUUGUGCCGCUGGUGGGUUCCGCGCUCGAAGAGUUCAAGUUUGGCAUGUUGUCUUCAGCCGCGGGAGAGAGGGUGGAUUGUGCGUUCCUCGCUGAGCAGGGAUACGCAAGAGGAGCGAAGUUAGGUGUGCCUUAAAAACAUCAGUUCUGCCGUACUAAGGAAAAACGUCUUCGGGCGUUGCUAAAUUUCUCUCGGCAAAUCACUAAAUUUCAGGAAAA